This is a messenger RNA of Synchiropus splendidus (mandarinfish), 1641 nucleotides long. RefSeq lists its product as uncharacterized. The record is from RefSeq and is a predicted model, not a curated record. NCBI's taxonomy places the organism in Eukaryota, Metazoa, Chordata, Actinopteri, Syngnathiformes, Callionymidae. Bases 57 to 1289 code for a protein of 410 amino acids. The transcript is spliced from 9 exons.
CUCUCCAGCGGCAGCAUGUCGAACCUCAGCUGACACUGACCGGACCGGCAGGGGACAUGGGCCGAGGUGAGGAGGAGGGCUUGGACUCAGGACUGAAGGAGGGCGGGGAGCUGCGGGAAGCAGAGGAGCACAGCUCAGGCCCGGACCCGCCUCCCUCCUGGUCGCUGAGGAGGCUCUGCUCUUGGGGAGGAUGGUGCAGUUUGGCCCCGGUGGCUGCAGUGUGGGCGGUCUGCCAGCAGGAGGCGCCGCUGCUCACCUCGCUGGCGCUGCCGGAGCUGUGCUGGAGGGUCGUGCUGGUCUGCGGCCUGUGGCUCCUGAUGGGGGCCGGACUCAGCGUCCUGAGGGCCCGCCUGGAGCCCGCAGCGGCGCGGAAAACCUUCGUGAGGUCGAAGCGUCAGGUCGCGACCGAGAGGAGGAAAGUCACGUACACGUGGACGUCCCGGUCCAGGGGCUCCACUCUCAGGGUCUCCCCUGCUCAGGCACUGGCCGACAGCCUGCUCCUGUGCGUCCUCCAGGAGCCCCUCCAGGACACCAGCGUCCCCCAAAUCCUGACGCUGCUGUCCAGACUGAACUCUGUGUCCCGCAGCCUGGAGCUGGCCGACCUGCGGUCCGAGGGGGGUGACCAGAGCGCAGCUGUGUGUGACAGAGUGAAGCUCAUCCUCACCUACCUGCAGGACAGGAUCCGGACUCUGCAUCAGCUGCUCCGGGCCCAGGGGGACCUGGAGGUCAGCGUGAAGGACAUGCUGGACGGGCUGGAGGACCUCUGGGCUCAGCUGGAGGAGCUUCACGCCGGAGUGACCCUCACCAAAGAGGGCAGUGAAGACCAAGUGGACCUGGGUUCUGCCUUGACCCGCGCUGAGACUUUGUUCUCUGUGCUGGGUCAGUACCGCAGCAGACUGGACCUGUGUCAGAACCACCUGAAGGAGAGCACGCAGCUGCUGCAGGAGCUGACCUGGAGUCACAGUCACAUGGGCAGCAGCAGUGAGUCCAUGUGGCCGGAGCUACUGCUUCAGUCCAACAUGGAGCAGUUCGACAAAGUGCAGGAGAGCUUCCUGUCCCUGGAGCAGCAGACGGCCACGUUCCAGGCUCACCUGGUGGGACUCGGGAGAGCCCACCACGACAGCCUGGCCUCCUCCAGUCCCAGCUCCUCCCAGGACCCCCCUCAUCCGCCCGAGCCUGCUCAUGGACCCUGGGAGACAGACGGUCUUCGGUCGCUGUGUGAGAGGUCGGCUCUGCAGUUCUCCUCCACCAUCGGACGCCUGCGCAGGUCCAGCAGGAGGAAGAAGUGACUCCAGGAGACUGGUGAGGCUCAGUGGAGUUGCCAACAUUCCCAUCACUCACAACAGACACAAAUGGAGGAGGACUGCUUCGGUGGAGUCAGGCUUCACUUGGACUUGUUUCUGUACUCUGAUCAAAUGACUUCUCUCACUGGAUCCUGUUUUCAUGUGUAGAAAUUUGAUUAUUUAUUGAACUUUUUCCUUUUGUGGCCAGCCUUCCUCAGAUGACUUGCUUUUAACUGAUAUACCAGUCAGUGAAAGAACACACAUUUCUCCGGAAAUUAGGAGAGGACGAAGUUUAAUCCAAGAGCCAAAGUGACAAACAGGAAGUUGAUAAAAAUGAUUUUUUUAAAAAGAUUUUGGA